CAAUUCGGCCAACAAUAUACACACUAGACACUUACACAAAAACCCAUCCGUGCCAUUUUGUUUUUAUUCAUAUUCACCCUUUUCUCACUCAUUUAACUCACAUGAACGCCCGAAAGGAAAAAUCGCAUUCCUAAUCGGGAGACAAAUUCAGCACAAGGCUCGUCCAUCAAUCGCAUCCACGAAUUGGUAACCCAACAUCCGCACAUCAAGUAAAGUCACGUAAUCUCAAAAAGAUUUCGAGGACGUGCUGUGAAGGGCCAGACGAAAAAGGAGGAGGAGAAGGAACAGCGCUCCCGAAAUGCAGAAGGGCGUCAAGGACAAGGAGAACCGGAAUUCGGCGAUGGGUCCGGAGUUCUGUGAGGUCCAACAGCAGCCAUCCAAGCAAAACGAUGGCUUCCUUGGCAGUUUCCUAUCGAAGGGCCUGAAGACCAAUCAGCUGGUUGUGAAUACGGAUGAGAAGACCCUGCGACCAGUUGCACGUCUGAAGGAACCGCGCGAUCUCUUCGCCCUGCCGAAGGACAAGGACAAUGACUGCUCACAGCAGGCCCCCAGAUGGCCGGUGGAAUGCCAGGUCAUCGAGGAGCGCAUCAUACACAUUCCGUACGUGCCCGUUGUGCCGGAGCCGCUCAAUGCUCCAACGGGAAACGAGCUGAAACCGCGUCCCGUGGGCGAGGAGAACGGCAUUGUGGUGUUCAGCUACAGUCCAAUUAGUGCCGUGAACUAUGAAAAGCCCAAGGCGAAGAAGGAGGAUGAUGAGUCCAGCGACGAAUCGGACUAUUCCUCGGACUCUCGCCAGGAUUCGACGCCUCCGAGCCGUUCCACGCCCAUGCGCCUGGCCGGCGGCGGUGAAUGUGCACCUGGCAAACUGAACAGCGUGUCCAAGAUGAUCAACAAUGUGGACAAUCGGUCCACCAGUGCGUCCCUAGACGACAACGAUGACUACUACGAUGAUGAGUACGAUACGUCCGGCGGUUAUUGUGGAGGAAGCGGUGAGGCCAAGGAGAAGGCCAUCAUUAAGGAUCUCAUCGAGGCGAAGAAGAAGCGCUACCAGGAGGAGGCCGAGGUCACACCGGUAGGUGGUGGCACAGCCCGAAAUUCGAGAGCUGCCAGCCGUUCGGAGGCCAGCAAGGAUGCCAGCUAUAUCGACGAUAUCUGGAAGAACAACACUAGCGAAUAUAAGCCUGCCUCGCCGCGCUACGUGCUCAGCCAGUUUGGAAAGAAUGUGACCAAGGCGGUGAUCGACCGGAUCGUGGAUCACGAAGAUCUCGUCCCGCCAUCGGGAUCCCAAAAGGUAUCGAACCAGUUCGCCGUAGGCCCCGUCAAGUUGCCCAAAACAAACAUGGCCCGCUUAGAGGUGGCAUUCGAGCGAAGUGCCUGCCAAGAUCGAGCCAAAUCGCGUUUAAAAAAGGAAGCGAGUGGCAGUCGUCGGCGUAGGGCAAGCACCUCUGACGAGGACUCCAGUAGUUCUAGUUUGGGUGACGAAGAAGAGGAGGAGGUGAAUGAUUCCGAUUCGGAAGCAGAGAAUACGGGAAGUGGCGUUGGCUUGCGCAGAAUCUUGGGAAGCUAUUCGGCCCGGCUCGCUGGUGGCGCCGAAAAGUAUCCUUGUCCCGGUUCCGGAUCCGUUUCGGAUACCGAAACUUUGGUGGGAGACGAGAGCAGGAGCAAGCUGGCUGGCUCUAAAGGCCUGCAUCAGCAAGACCUUAUUUGCUCUAGGAAUCGGCAGGCGCAUUCGCGUUCCCCCCUACGAGCGGUACCCCACACCCAUGCGGCCACAGUGGCGGCGGCGGCAGCGGCGCUCGCCAGGGGACGCAACCGCGACAAGAACGGUUGUCUGGGUGGCAAGGACGAAAGGAACAUGGGCAUGGGAGUGGGAACAACUGGCACAGGCUCGAUGGGCACUCGCACCCCCUCUCCCGUCGGCAACAACGUCUUCCGGCUGACCAAGGAUCAGCAUAUAAUGCUGAGUUCAAUGACCAGCCAGGAGACGACCGGCACAUUAAUCUCGUCGACAAGUACUAACCAGACGACGACCACCAACUCGUCGCAAUCGUUUCUUUGCUCCGAUUUACCCCAAGCGCAGUUUAGCCGUUCGGCAGUCGGUGGUGCCCGCUUCAUGACCAAUUGCCAUCCCAUGAAUCCGGAGGAGUACGAUGGACUGGAGUUUGAAUCGCGCUUCGAGAGCGGCAACCUGGCCAAGGCGGUCCAAAUCACGCCCACCUACUACGAGCUCUACCUGCGACCCGAUCUCUAUACCAGCCGGUCCAAGCAAUGGUUCUACUUCCGUGUGCGACGCACCAGGCGCAAGAUGCUCUACCGCUUCUCCAUUGUCAAUCUGGUGAAGUCGGACAGUCUCUACAACGACGGUAUGCAGCCGGUCAUGUACUCCACGCUGGGCGCCAAGGAGAAGAGCGAAGGCUGGCGCAGAUGCGGGGACAACAUCUGCUACUAUCGAAACGAUGAUGAAAGUGUCAGCAAUAGCGCCAACGAGGACGACGAGGACAACUCCACAUACACGCUGACCUUCACCAUUGAGUUCGAGCACGACGACGAUACGGUGUUCUUUGCGCACAGCUAUCCGUACACCUAUAGCGACCUGCAGGACUACCUCAUGGAGAUCCAGCGCCAUCCGGUCAAGUCAAAGUUCUGCAAGCUGCGCCUGCUCUGCCGCACCUUGGCUGGCAAUAAUGUCUACUACCUGACGGUGACGGCGCCCUCCUCCAACGAGGAGAACAUGCGGCGCAAGAAAUCGAUUGUGGUGUCGGCACGUGUGCAUCCCAGCGAGACGCCAGCCUCGUGGAUGAUGAAGGGUCUGAUGGACUUCAUCACCGGGGACACCACAGUGGCCAAGCGGCUGCGGCACAAGUUCAUUUUCAAAUUGGUGCCUAUGCUUAAUCCGGACGGAGUCAUUGUGGGCAAUACCCGUAACUCGCUGACCGGCAAGGACCUCAACCGCCAGUACCGAACGGUAAUACGCGAGACAUAUCCAUCCAUUUGGUAUACCAAAGCCAUGAUUAGAAGACUGAUUGAGGAAUGCGGCGUGGCCAUGUACUGUGAUAUGCACGCUCACUCACGCAAGCACAACAUAUUCAUAUAUGGCUGUGAGAACAAACGCAACCCGGAGAAGAAGUUAACCGAGCAGGUCUUUCCGCUGAUGCUGCACAAGAACAGUGCGGAUCGGUUCUCCUUCGAGAGCUGCAAGUUUAAGAUUCAGCGCAGCAAGGAGGGCACCGGACGUAUCGUGGUCUGGAUGCUGGGCAUCACCAACAGCUAUACGAUCGAGGCCUCCUUUGGCGGCUCCUCUCUGGGAUCGCGCAAGGGGACGCACUUCAACACGCAGGAUUACGAGCACAUGGGACGAGCAUUUUGUGAGACACUUCUGGACUACUGCGAUGAGAAUCCGAACAAAAUUUUAAAUUUACUCAAACAACAGGACAGGCUACGAUCAAAAAUUAUCGAAAGACUGAUGCGAGAAGGCUCUAGUGCCGACGAACCAUUGAAUAUACCCCUGUCAGAUUACUCAAGCGACGAGGGCAACUGCAGCUCCAGCUCGGAUAAUGAGGGUAAACACUCGAUAACAACGUCCGAUCUGGAGGGACCAUGUUGUGCUGCCACCCGAGCACCGCCCAGUUCACCUGAGGUCAUACACGAAAUCCGCAAGUUUCGCAUGCGACGCAUGCGCAAGGUGAUGCACGAGCUGGACAGGAUCUAUUUUACGCCCCUGUUCCAGCGCAAAUUCAAAACACUAACGACCCUGAAGAGGAGGCGUCAGAAAAUGGGUGUCAAGGCGGCUCCAAGUGGAAAACGCCUUCGUGGAGGCAGUGGUCCUGCCGUUAGUGCUGCCACACCCACUCCCGCACCGGCCGUCCAAGCGACAGCUCCAUUUGUAGAGACCAACAAUAUCCAGAAAUUGCAUACGCCUAGACAAUUGGCCAGGAAUUUGCCAUCCAAUAGUGAUCAACCGGCAGGAGGCCAGAGUUCCGACAGUUCCGACAGCAUGGAUUCCUCGCAAUCGGAAUCGCUACAGGAACCGGAUGCUUCAAGUGGUAGCACCGCAGCGAGUAAAGAGGUCACAAAGAAGGUGAAGGCUGGUGGUGCUGGCACCAAGAAGACGGCCAAAAAGAAGAAGUUCAUGCCCACGGAGAAGAAGAAACCGGUGGUCAAUCAGAAACUGCACGUUGAUCGCAAUUUCCGGCUGUGGCUGGCCAAUAGGCGCAUCUACAUCUAUCGUCGUAAGAAGUCCACGCAGGCGCGUCGCACUAAGGUUAAGAAUAAGCCUACAAAGAAACGUGGCGAGGUGGUGCGCACCACCCUGGACCUGCCCACAACGGAUCCGGGCUCGGAUCUGCACUUCUCCACCGACGACGAGGAGCACUCGCCGACGUCCGGACAUAAUGGUUACGGUGCAGUGCCUCCGCUCCGGCACACGCUGCUCCAGAGCGAUCUGCAGAGGCGGUACAUAGAGGAAAUUGGGGAUACGGUGGUGCAGAAACCAAAAGCGGCGCACAUGCCGCCGGAACUGAUUGUGACCACACCUUCGAAGAGCGGCACUCCGGGCGGUGGGAAAAAACUGGAUGUCUACAAGCUGACGCCUCGAACUGCCCCAGAAUUGGACACGGGUAUUGGCAUGAUGCAACGGCAGGCCGGAGGAACUGGCACAUCCGCCAGACGAACCUAUUCGUGGCACAAUCUCGAUCAGCAGGAGAUUCCCAAUGGCAGCGGAGGUGGUCAGGGCAAGGCCAACUUUUACAUAGGCGAUUCCAAGCCAGGAAUAAAGACGAUGACAAAACCGCUCCCCAGAAGGAGUGUCCCGAGCAACUUCAUUCCCCAGAGACAUGGCAAUGCGCAAACGGCCGAUGACCUGCAGCUCAAGCUUUCGCUGAAGAAGAAAGUCUGGACUGGUGCGCACGGGGAUGCGGAUGGUCGUCCUCUGGCCUGGUACAAGGGUCACUCGAUAACAACAUCCCAAAUGGCCAACACUACAACGACCAUACGAAGUGCAGGCGGUGGUGCUGCAGGAGCAGGAGGAGCUGGAGCUGGAGCGGGUGGAGGUGGCAGUGGUCAGAACCGAAACAUGUUCACCUCCAAUGGCAGGGAGCAGUCAGCUGCUUCUGGUGGCAUCGCCAUGGGUGUACCACCCGCCUUUGUGGGAGCACCACGAAGACACAGAAAACUGGAGCAAGUUGAUCUAUUCAAUGCCUGUUCUCAGAAGCUGAUGCUGUGGCAGCAACAAGAGGAGCAAAGGCGCUCCCAUCCGCAACAGGCGCAGCGUCUACUGAAGGUGGAGGAUCCUCCGCCACAUUCAAGGGACCGGGAACGCGAACGUGACCGGGAGCAGCAGCCCUUCAAGCCCAUGCACAUGGUGAGAAAAUCAACGGGAACGACCAGCCAGGCCAAAGUCAUCCAGGCUUUGGUGGCAGCCGAGUCCGGCGGUAAGGUGAAACGCAAGUCUAGCAGCAUGAUGAAGAUAGCAGAGACCACGCAGCUGGUGACUCGAUUUGCCCGGAAUCGCAACAGCGCCGGAGGAUCGACAGCACAGCAGCAGCAGCAGCAGCAGCCACAACAUAUGCACCACCAGAACAAGCGGAUGUUGUUCAAGGGCCAAAGCGGAGUGGGAGCUAUGGGCGCACGGAUGCACUCUGCCGGCGUGAUGGGUCAAAUGCAGGGCAACGGCGGAGGACGUGCGCCCAACAAAUUCAAGACCGGCGGACUGGUGAUCACCGCCGUGCAGCAACCGACCAAUAUGACCGGUGGAAGCUCCAGGCGGAUGAGAAAUGCAGCCGGAUUGCAGGCCAAGGGCAGCAAUGGCGCCUUGGGUUCAUCCUCCGGUCAAAUGCAAUACCAGCGCAGCAAUGCCAGUGUCCAGGCCAACAAGUCCGCAACAGAAAUCUCCCUGGACACCGUCAGUCUGGUGCGGAAGGUGAAGACCAAGCUGAAGAAGCGCAAAUCCCGCACUUUGUCAACAGGAGCACCGAAAUAAUUGAUCCAGAAUCUCCGCCAGGUGCAUCAGCGAGUUUUUCAUUCAAAAUUUUAGUCAAAUUUAAUCCGUUUUAGUCUCGUCCGUUUUCGUUACGUAAAAAUGCGAUAAGAAAAUGAUUAGAAAAAUUAACUAAAUAAUUGAUAACACCUUUAGGCGUAUUUUAUGCAUAUGUAAACCCGAUCUCUGUACCUACAGUUAAUCCCUAAAAUAUGUAAUGUUGAAAGUCGUAGUGUA
Messenger RNA from Drosophila sechellia, 6211 nucleotides. RefSeq names its product Nna1 carboxypeptidase (gene Nna1). NCBI's taxonomy places the organism in Eukaryota, Metazoa, Arthropoda, Insecta, Diptera, Drosophilidae. Gene Ontology annotation, molecular function: zinc ion binding; metallocarboxypeptidase activity. The transcript has 16 exons. Gene Ontology annotation, biological process: proteolysis. The coding region runs from base 299 to 5977 and encodes 1892 amino acids. The record is from RefSeq and is a predicted model, not a curated record.